CGUCUGUGACAACCUGUCAGAUGGGCUCGGACUGAAUUACAAGUGUUCUGAAAAACACAGGUUGUAAUGGACAACGGGAAUGCAAAACAUAAUGGCACCGACCAAGUUGCCCCCCCUCUGCGGCUGCUAAUCGUAGGGCAGAAGCGGACGGGAAAGAGCUCAGUGGGCAACACAAUCCUGGGUAAGGAAGCAUUUAAUACAUGGGGUGGAGCAGACAGUGCAGUAGCACAUGGAGAAUCUGAGGGCCGACAGCUGAUGGUCGUGGAUGCCUGUGGAUGGGGCACGAACGAGAACCUGGUCCAUAAACAGGAGAAACUAGAGCUAUUUAACGCCUUGUCACUAUGUGAGCCCGGACCCCACAUUCUGUUCCUUGUCAUUCCCUUACUGCACUUUAGCCACUCCGAGAAAGCGGCCCUACAAAAGCACAUGGAGAUCCUCACAGAGGGUGUGUGGCGCCACACCAUGGUCGUGUUCACACUUGGGGACCGUCUGCGUGACUGCAGCAUACAGGACCACAUCCAGACAGCCGGGAAGGAUCUCCAGUGGCUAAUGGAGAAGUGCAGGUAUAGGUACCACGUUCUUAACAACAAGACACCCCAGGACAGACAGCAGGUCUCUGGUUUAUUGGAUCGUGCGGAAGACAUUCUGAUGGAGAAUGGGGGAUGGCACUUUUCUCUUCACAUGUACUGCAGACUGGAGGAGGAAUGGAGCCGAAGAGAGAGGGAAAUGAAAGAAAAGAUACUAGAGAGACAUGAUGGAGCAGGGAAAACCAGUCGAGGACUGGCUGUGAUUCCUAAUCGCAGUCAAAAAGGUGGUCUGCGUGUGAACGAUACUCUACUGAAAUUAGUUUACCACGGAUAACCUGCUGCCAAACCAAGUUAUACAGCACUGUUUCGGCAUGAACUCAAAGUGAACUUCUGCACUGUAAAUGGGUUUCAUCAACAAAGAUUUUAGGUUAAAAUAUAUCUAUUUCUUCCUUCCUGCAACUGCUCACCAUAUGUCUCAUUUUAUCUCUCAUUUCACUUAAAUGUGUCCAUUUCACCAACAACUACUUUAUGA
Molecule: messenger RNA, 1059 nt
Organism: Carassius carassius (crucian carp)
Lineage: Eukaryota; Metazoa; Chordata; Actinopteri; Cypriniformes; Cyprinidae
Product: GTPase IMAP family member 4-like
Exons: 2
Coding region: 67-861 (264 amino acids)
Molecular function (GO): GTP binding
Source: RefSeq, a predicted model, not a curated record